Molecule: messenger RNA, 1508 nt
Organism: Medicago truncatula (barrel medic)
Lineage: Eukaryota; Viridiplantae; Streptophyta; Magnoliopsida; Fabales; Fabaceae
Product: mitochondrial uncoupling protein 5
Exons: 1
Coding region: 328-1275 (315 amino acids)
Biological process (GO): transmembrane transport
Source: RefSeq, a predicted model, not a curated record
AACACACUUGCUAUAAAUUCCUCUAUUUCCCAAUAUAACUUCACAACACAAACCUCGUUUUCGUUUUCACACAUGGUUUCUUCUUUUGUCACAUGUCUCAAACCUUUUACGUUCCUCAAUCUUGUUUCAUAGUAACUUUUGAUAUUCAUUCCCAACCUAAACUUCAAUUAGUCCUCUCUUACCACCUUCCCAUAAUUUGAGAUCCGUUUAUUUCGUUACAUAAACAAAUCUCAUAGAAAAUAUUUCCCAAAAAUUCUAUUGACAAAAUCAACACAACCCUUUUCUUUCUUAUUCGUUGUCGCAAACUUUUUGUGCCAAUUAAUCGCAAUGGGUGUGAAAGGUUUCGUCGAAGGAGGCAUAGCUUCCAUCAUUGCAGGGUGUUCAACACACCCUCUUGAUCUCAUCAAGGUUCGAAUGCAGCUUCAAGGAGAGAAUGCUCCUACAACCAAUAUCCGACCAGCAUUAGCUUUCCAACCCGGUUCGGUUCAUCGGUCACCAGCGGUGACGGCCCAACCGCCCCGUGUUGGGCCGAUCGCCGUUGGUGUUAAGCUAGUCCAACAAGAAGGUGUAGCAGCACUUUUCUCCGGUGUCUCUGCCACCGUUCUCCGGCAGUGUCUCUAUUCCACCACUCGUAUGGGACUCUAUGAUAUGAUGAAGAAAAAAUGGUCUGAUCCUAUCUCCGGUACUUUGCCGUUGACAAGCAAGAUUGGAGCGGGGCUGCUAGCCGGUGGGAUUGGCGCGGCUGUCGGGAAUCCGGCUGAUGUGGCAAUGGUUAGGAUGCAGGCCGAUGGAAGACUUCCAUCGGCCCAAAGAAGAAACUAUAAAUCUGUCGUCGACGCCAUCUCCAGGAUGGCGAAAGACGAGGGAGUUACUAGCCUAUGGCGCGGUUCAUCUCUGACAGUGAACCGCGCCAUGUUGGUUACCGCAUCACAGCUGGCAUCCUAUGAUGAGUUUAAGGAAAAGAUUUUGAAAAAUGGUUGGAUGAAGGAUGGGCUUGGGACCCAUGUGGUAGCGAGUUUUUCGGCAGGUUUUGUGGCCGCGGUUGCAUCGAAUCCAGUGGAUGUGAUUAAGACUAGGGUGAUGAAUAUGAAGGUGGAGGCUGGAUCGCCUCCACCUUACUCCGGUGCCAUUGAUUGUGCUUUGAAGACUAUUCGUGCUGAGGGUCCUAUGGCUCUUUAUAAGGGUUUUAUUCCUACAAUUACAAGGCAGGGACCGUUUACCGUUGUGUUGUUUGUUACAUUGGAACAGGUUCGUAAGUUGCUUAAGGAUUUCUAAGGUAGAUGCAUGAUGAUGAAGAAUUAUGUUUCGAACAACCUUAAUAAUGCUCUUUUUAGUCAGAUUUUUAUUUUUAGAUUUAAUUAUGGUUAUAAUAUAAUGUUAUUUAGUUUAGUGAUUCCAAUAGUGUGUUACCGAUUGUGAUUGAAUUCUGUACCAAGAAUUGGUGCUUAGAAUUUGGAUUAUGAGAAAUUAUUACUAUAGUUUUUAAUUUUUAAUCUUGAGAUUCUAAA